AUGAACUUAUCUAGGAAAGGAGAAUCUAACAAUUUUUUAGAACCCACGGUGGGAGUUGAGGCCCCUUCUGUGUCCCACGUUCCUAUUGAACCAGCAGAUAGUAACUUGAGAAACUCAGUAGUCAACAGCAACCCAGUUCCUGAGAAGAAUAUUAUCCACCGUAAGCUCAAUUCCUAUGUUGGGUUUGCCAAUCUACCUCAACAAUGGCAGCGUAAGAGUAUCAAAAAAGGAUUCAACCUGAAUUUGAUGGUUGUCGGAGAGUCCGGUCUGGGUAAAAGUACUUUAGUUAGUACAUUGUUCAACAUGCCAAUGUAUGGGCCUAAGGAAAAGAAGGAUCCUGGAGCCGAAGUUCCCAAAACUGUCAACGUUAAGACCGUCAGUGCAGAGAUAGAUGAAGGGGGAGUUCGUCUCCGGCUUACUGUUAUUGAUACCCCUGGAUUUGGUGAUUUUGUCAACAAUAGCGACUCUUGGAAGCCAAUUGUCGAAGACAUUGAUCGACGUUUCGAUGCUUACCUUGAGGAUGAGAACAAAGUUCACCGCAGUAUGUCAAAUGAUAACAGGAUUCACGCUUGUAUUUACUUUAUCCAACCCACUGGUCAUUCUCUUAAACCAUUGGAUAUACUUGUCAUGAAGAAACUGCAUCAAAAGGUUAACUUAGUUCCAGUUAUUGCUAAAUCAGACACGAUGACAGAGGAGGAAAUUAUCACUUUCAAGCAUCGUAUCCUAGAAGAUAUCAAGCACCAAGAAAUUGAGAUUUUCGAACCUCCCAGAUAUGAAAAUGAUGACGAAGAAACUUUGGUUGAGAAUGCAGAAAUUAUGGCAAGUGUACCAUUUGCAAUUGUUGGCUCAACUCAGUUAGUAGCUACCCCUGACGGAAGAUCAGUUCGUGGUAGAAGUUAUCCAUGGGGUGUAAUUGAGGUUGACAAUGAGGAGCACUGUGAUUUUGUAAAGCUCCGUCAACUUAUUAUCCGAAAUCACCUAGAGGAAUUACGCGAACGCACCGCAAAUGUUCUUUACGAAAACUACCGUACUGACAAACUAACGUCACUUGGUAUUCAACAAGACUCAUCUGUUUUUAGAGAAGUCAACCCAUCUCAGAAACAAGAAGAAGAGCGCAAGUAUCAUGAAGCUCGUUUAGCCAAGAUGGAAGCUGAUAUGAAGAACGUAUUCCAGCAAAAGGUCGCUGAGAAGGAGCAGAAAUUAAAGAAGUCCGAAGGGGAGUUGUUUGCUCGUCAUAAAGAGAUGAAAGAUAACCUUGAGAAGCAGCGUGCUGAACUUGAAAAGAAGAAGUCCCGAUUGGAGCAGACCAGAGCUGUUGGUGAAGAGAAGAAAUCUCGUAAUAAAUUCGGCCUUGGAGGCAGAAAUUAA
Molecule: messenger RNA, 1368 nt
Organism: Sugiyamaella lignohabitans
Lineage: Eukaryota; Fungi; Ascomycota; Dipodascomycetes; Dipodascales; Trichomonascaceae
Gene: CDC3
Product: septin CDC3
Exons: 1
Coding region: 1-1368 (455 amino acids)
Biological process (GO): cytoskeleton-dependent cytokinesis
Cellular component (GO): microtubule cytoskeleton; septin complex; cytosol
Molecular function (GO): GTP binding; GTPase activity; molecular adaptor activity
Source: RefSeq, a predicted model, not a curated record